Schistocerca nitens (vagrant locust) is the source of this 2366-nucleotide messenger RNA. Its product is annotated as chondroitin proteoglycan-2-like. Gene Ontology annotation, cellular component: extracellular region. The record is from RefSeq and is a predicted model, not a curated record. Gene Ontology annotation, molecular function: chitin binding. Lineage: Eukaryota; Metazoa; Arthropoda; Insecta; Orthoptera; Acrididae. The transcript has 2 exons. Bases 104 to 1978 code for a protein of 624 amino acids.
GAUAUUUCGAUACAUGCUGUGAUAUAUAAGCUCUAGCCGCCUCUCGCUAUCCAUAGUAGCUGCACUCGCUUAGAAUCGUCGAAAGCUCCGACGAGUUUCCGACAUGAAUCUACGAGCAAGUGUAUUAACGACCGUGUUGGUCGUAGUUGCUACUGCUGCCGUCCGUGCAUCACCUGUAGGGGACUGUCCCCCAGUAGAUCCAGUGGACCACACAGACCACCUACCAGACAGCAAAAACUGUUCACUUUUCUACAAAUGUGAUCACGCAGCACCUGUACUGUUUGUGUGUCCUGAUGGGUUGCACUUCAACCCUACACUGGAAGUAUGUGACUGGCCAGAAAAUGCAGGUUGUGCAGGUGGAUCAGCAUCAACUUCAGCUCCUAGCUCCACAGCUGCUCCAACAAGCGCUGCCACUACAGCUGCUCCAACUUCAGCACCAAGCUCAACAGCUAACCCUGCUCCAACAGGAGACUGUCCAGCUGUUGGUACGUGCCCACAAAAUGAGGAUGAGAAUUCUGUUGCUAAGCACCUUCCGCAUGCCUCAAACUGCAGUCAGUUUUGCAAAUGUGACCAUGGGAAACCGGUGAGAUUCGACUGCCCGGCUGGACUGCACUUCAACCCUACUCUGGAGGUAUGUGACUGGCCAGAAAAUGCAGGCUGUGCAGGUGGAUCAGCAUCAACUUCAGCUCCUAGCUCCACAGCUGCUCCAACAAGCGCUGCCACUACAGCUGCUCCAACUUCAGCACCAAGCUCAACAGCUAACCCUGCUCCAUCAGGAGACUGUCCAGCUGUUGGUACGUGCCCACAAAAUGAGGAUGAGAAUUCUGUUGCUAAGCACCUUCCGCAUGCCUCAAACUGCAGUCAGUUCUGCAAAUGUGACCAUGGGAAACCGGUGAGAUUCGACUGCCCGGCUGGACUGCACUUCAACCCUACUCUGGAGGUAUGUGACUGGCCAGAAAAUGCAGGCUGUGCAGGUGGAUCAGCAUCAACUUCAGCUCCUAGCUCCACAGCUGCUCCAACAAACGCUGCCACUACAUCUGCUCCAACUUCAGCACCAAGCUCAACAGCUAACCCUGCUCCAUCAGGAGACUGUCCAGCUGUUGGUACGUGCCCACAAAAUGAGGAUGAGAAUUCUGUUGCUAAGCACCUUCCGCAUGCCUCAAACUGCAGUCAGUUCUGCAAAUGUGACCAUGGGAAACCGGUGAGAUUCGACUGCCCGGCUGGACUGCACUUCAACCCUACUCUGGAGGUAUGUGACUGGCCAGAAAAUGCAGGCUGUGCAGGUGGAUCAGCAUCAACUUCAGCUCCUAGCUCCACAGCUGCUCCAACAAGCGCUGCCACUACAGCUGCUCCAACUUCAGCACCAAGCUCAACAGCUAACCCUGCUCCAUCAGGAGACUGUCCAGCUGUUGGUACGUGCCCACAAAAUGAAGAUGAGAAUUCUAUUGCUAAGCACCUUCCGCAUUCCUCAAACUGCAGUCAGUUCUGCAAAUGUGACCAUGGGAAACCCGUGACGUUUGACUGCCCGGCUGGACUCCACUUCAACCCUACUCUGGAGGUGUGUGACUGGCCAGAAAAUGCAGGUUGCUCAGGUGGAUCAGCAUCAACUUCAGCUCCUAGCUCCACAGCUGCUUCUACAAGUGCUGCCACUACAGCUGGUCCUACAAGUGCUGCCACUACAGCUGCUCCAACGGCAGCACCAAGCUCAACAGCCCAACCAACAGAAGCCCCAUCAGGAGACUGCCCAGCAGUAGGCUCCUGCCCACAAUAUGAAGAUGAGAACUCUAUUGCUAAACACCUUCCACAUGCAUCUGACUGCACCAAGUUCUGCAAAUGUGACCAUGGGAAACCUGUCACUUUCGACUGCCCUGCUGGACUCCACUUCAACCCUACUCUGGAAGUAUGUGACUGGCCAUACCAUGCUGGCUGUGCAAAUAAAUCAGGAUCAACCGCAGCUUCUAGCUCAUCUACAGCUUGACCAACAAGUAUGCCUCUACAGAUGGUCCAACAUCAGCUACACCAACUACUGCUGCACCAAAGAGCUCCAUGGGGUCAGGUGAUCAAGAGCCUUACAAGUCAAUGGGAUCAUGUCGUGCUUAUGAUCUAGUCCUUAUUGUCUAGUAUCUUGCAUAUAAAACCAGCUGUACUGUAUAUUGUAGACGAUGUAGCAAUGAUUUGGAUAUGCCUGGGUGACUGCAUUUCGGUGUGAAACUACAUGAUUUUGACUGGCCUUCUUGUACUGGUUGCGAAUCACUGAAAAGUGCAUUUAUAUAUUUGAACUGUUUAUUACGUUAAAAUUUUUCUGCUAAUGUGAUUAUGUAUUGUACAUAUUCCUCUCAGAACACAUAAUAAAGUCAUAUAUUUAA